AUGGCGGCGGCGGGCGGCGGGCGCUGGGAGGUGGUGCGCAGGGGGCGCCGCCCCGCGGGGGGCUCCGGCGGCCGCCGCGCCGCGGGGGAGGCCAACGCCGGGCGGGUGCCGGCCCUGGCCCCUCCCGCGGGCGCGGCCGGCGGCGGCCCCGAGCCGGGCCCGGAGAAGGCGGCGAAGAGGCCGGGCCGGGAGGCGGCGGCUGAGCAGGCGGCGCGGCGGCAGCACGGCGGGAGGAGCGGCAGGAAGGCGGCGGCCGACGGCGGCCCCAAGCCCGGCCGGUUCCGGUCGCUGGAGGAAGCGCUGAGAGCCCUCGACGUGGCAGACCUGCAGAAGGAGCUGGACAAGAGCCAGAGCAUGUUCCCCGAGAACCCCUCCGUCUGGGUGAAGGACCUGGCCGGCUACCUCAACUACAAGCUGCAGGCGCCCAAGAGCGACCCCACGCUCAGCCAGCACGCCCACGAUUACCCGUACUGUCUUGUGAACAAAGAGCUGAGGAAUAUCAUCAAAUCCCUGCUGGGAAAGUCUUCCAGCGUGCUGGAGCUCUUCUUCGACCACUGCAUCUACACCAUGCUGCAGGAGCUGGACAAGACCCCAGGGGAGUCCCUGCACGGGUACAGGAUCUGCAUCCAGGCGGUGCUGCUGGACAGGCCCAAAAUCGCCACCGCGAACCUGGGCAAGUACCUGGAGCUGCUGCGGUCCCACCAGAACAGGCCGGCCAAGUGCCUGACCAUCCUGUGGGCGCUGGGGCAAGCCGGCUUCGCCGACCUCGCUGAAGGCCUGAGAGUGUGGCUCGGAGUUAUGCUCCCGGUGCUCGGGGUCAAGGCGCUCUCCCCGUACGCUGUUGCCUACCUGGACCGCCUGCUGAUAAUGCACCCAAACCUGACCAAAGGCUUCGGUAUGAUCGGACCCAAGGACUUCUUCCCCCUCCUGGACUUCGCCUUCAUGCCCAACAACUCGCUGUCGCCCAGCCUGCAGGAGCAGCUGCGGCGGCUCUACCCGCGCCUGAAGGUGCUGGCGCUGGGCGCGAGGCCGGAGGCGACGCUGCACACCUACUUCCCCUCCUUCCUGUCCCGCGCCACGCCGAGCUGCCCGCCCGCCAUGCGCAAGGAGCUCCUCACCUCCAUGAGCCAGUGUCUGAGCGUGGACCCGCUGAGCUUCAGCGUCUGGAGGCAGCUCUACACCAAGCACCUCUCCCAGUCCAGCUUGCUCCUGAACCACCUGCUGGAGUCCUGGGACAACGGCAGCAGGAAGGCGCGGCAGUCCCUGCAGGAGACGGUUCGCUCGUUCAAGGUGACGAACGAGGAGCUGGCAGCGCGGGGGCCCGGCAGCGAGCAGGACGUGGCGGCGUGCGAUGCCGCCUGCAAGGUGCUGCUGCAGAAGAUGAAGGGCGGCGGCUUCCCCUGGUCCCGGCUGCUCCUCAUCGGCCUGGUCUUUGCCGUCGGCUUCCUCAUGCACGACGUCCGGACGCACGGCUCGCUGCAGGCCUCCACUUCUGCUCGCGUGCUCCGCUCCUCUGGCAUCCUGUCUGCCUCGCAGCAAGCCUGGCACAAGGCGUCCCACUACUCCCUGGAGGGGUACAGGUGGCUGGAGAGCACCCUGCCCGCCUGCUGCUCCCGGGGGGCGGCCGUCCUGCAGCCCGCUCUGCAGCUGCUCUGGGCAAAGACGGCCGAGCUGGCGCUGCGCGUCUCCGAGCUGUGCUCCUCGCACCUCUCCUGGGCCCGGGACCACCUGCCCUGGCUCCUUGAAUGGCUCCAGUCCCGGGUGCCCGAGGCCGUCCUGCACUUCGCCGAGUGCGUCCGGGAGCUGCUGCUCUUCCUGCUGCGGAGCUGCCUGCUGCCGCUGCUGGAGCACGGCGCCGCCGCCCUGCAGCGGGGCUGGGAGCACUGCCUGGACGCCUGCCACGGCGAGGUGUCGUGGGACUGCCUGAGAGCACACCUGACGAGCUUCACCUACUCCUCGUGGGUUUACCUGCAGAACACGACCCUGGCCGUCACAAACUGGGCCUCGGCCAUGAUCUCUGGACACUGAGCUGCUGCCCGAGGCCUGGGGACGUGCUGGAGCCGCCUGGGGGGCUGCGGCCCCCAGCAGCAUGGCGGUGCCUCCGGGGCCCUCGGGCCGCACGGCGCCGCGGGGGCCUUGUUGCGGGGCUGCUCUCGGCCCUGUGAUUCGGUUUUGGGCCGCCCCGACCCCUUCCCUGUCCCUGGGUCUCACCGGAGCGAGCACGGCCCGGGGGGGGGCAAUGAACCGCGCUGGGUCCUCC
Cygnus atratus (black swan) is the source of this 2260-nucleotide messenger RNA. RefSeq names its product transmembrane protein 214 (gene TMEM214). The transcript is spliced from 17 exons. Gene Ontology annotation, cellular component: endoplasmic reticulum; Golgi apparatus. NCBI's taxonomy places the organism in Eukaryota, Metazoa, Chordata, Aves, Anseriformes, Anatidae. The record is from RefSeq and is a predicted model, not a curated record. The coding region runs from base 1 to 2028 and encodes 675 amino acids.